Messenger RNA from Eublepharis macularius, 1092 nucleotides. RefSeq names its product photoreceptor outer segment membrane glycoprotein 2-like. The coding region runs from base 1 to 1092 and encodes 363 amino acids. The record is from RefSeq and is a predicted model, not a curated record. Gene Ontology annotation, biological process: visual perception. NCBI's taxonomy places the organism in Eukaryota, Metazoa, Chordata, Lepidosauria, Squamata, Eublepharidae. Gene Ontology annotation, cellular component: membrane. The transcript is spliced from 3 exons.
AUGGCUGUCCUUAAAGUCAAAUUCACCAAAACAAAGAGAGACAAAUUGGCUCAAAUCCUGUGGAUCUUCAACUGGAUGUCAGUGGUGUCUGGUGUGAUUCUUUUCAGCCUGGGACUCUUCCUGAAGAUAGAAAUCCGGAAGCGGAGUGAACUGAUGGCCAAAGGAGACAUUACCUCUGCCCCCAACAUGCUUAUCUCUGUAGGGGUCAUAGCAUGUAUCAUCAACUUCCUUGGAGGAAAAAUCUGUUACGAUGGCACAGACACUGACAAAUUUAAUCGAUGGAAGCUGGUUAUACUUCCAUACAUUGUAUGCACAUUCUGUUUCACCUUCUACAUCUUGGGUGGGGCUGUUUUGUGUUAUACCAUGAAGAAUGAGCUGGAGGAAUCUCUGAAUCUGGGACUGAGAGAUGCUAUUAAGUUCUACAAAGAUACAGAUAUACCUGGACGGUGCUAUUUAAAGAAAACUAUAGACAUAUUACAAAUUAAAUUCCAGUGCUGUGGAAACAAUGGUUUUAGGGACUGGUUUGAAAUUCAGUGGGUGUCAGUUCGCUAUCUGGAUAUGACUUCCAAGGAAGUUCUAGAUCGCCUGAAGAGUAACAUUGAUGGGAAGUUCUUGGUGGAUGGAGUGCCCUUUAGCUGCUGCAAUCCAAACUCCCCUCGGCCUUGUAUUCAAUACGAACUCACAAACAACAGUGCUCACUACAACUAUGAUUUUCUGACAGAAGACCUCAAUAUUUGGAUGAAAGGCUGCAGGGCAGCCCUACUGGAGUAUUACACUGACAUCAUGAAAUCCAUUGCUGUCAUGGUUUUCCUCAUCUGGUUGUUUGAGCUGUUUAUGCUUACUGGGGUCCGUUACCUUCAAACUGCAAUGAGGAAUGUUGUGCUGACGGGUGAUCCACAAUGUGACUCAGAUGGCUGGUUAUUUGAGAACAGCUUUGUAGAAACUGCCAAAUAUAAUAUCAACAUAAUUAAAAACCUUGGCAAAGUCAAUCAGAUAUCCACAGUCACAGGAACGACUGACCCCAACAUGGAUGUCCAAACUGCAAGCCAUGGUCCAGAGAACCUUCCAACAAAAUCCAUUCCAAAAGCUUAA